Molecule: messenger RNA, 1064 nt
Organism: Orbicella faveolata
Lineage: Eukaryota; Metazoa; Cnidaria; Anthozoa; Scleractinia; Merulinidae
Source: RefSeq, a predicted model, not a curated record
UCCUCGCACUAAUCUAAUGACGACUACGAGUCACGGAACUAGUACACGUGUGGUAGUUCUUUUCGGAAAGCUGUUCGGCAAACUAGCUGUUGGUAGUGGUUAUGUUAUUCUCAUUGUAGUAGCUCUCCCGGUAGGUAUAUCCAGUGGAGGAUUGUCUUUUUUUCGGUUUGAUGAAAACAAUAAAUUAUUCAUAAAAUCUUUCUGGGAUGACUUUCUAAAAUUUAACGUCAGUAACCCUGAGUCACUAGCCCAGGGUUUUUCGGCAACAUUCAUUGGGGUAACUGUAUUUGACUCCUUUCUUCCUCUGUGGUGGCCAUCCCUUCGAAUAUUUUGUUUUUUUCUCUACAGUAGGUUUGCAUGUAAAACCACGUGGACCGUCCCAAGCAACUCUUCCAAAUUAAUUCGAAGUGACUGGUUUGCAUCAAACACGUAUUUGUUCAUUUUGAGUGUAGUUGUGCCAUACUGUUCCUUUACCAUGACCGACAUUUUGAAUACUUACCUGUUUUCCUAUUUUGCAGCCUACAACAUGGUCUGCACAAUUUGUAACGUGCUUUUCGUUAUCAUCCUAAACAAACACAAAUUUGUCACAAGGUAUGUCUUCUACAUCAGUGUAUGUAUGAUCUGUGCUUAUAUUGAAAGUGACAUAGUGGCUGUGUUUUAUUUUAUCAUGAAUUCUGAAGGCUCGCUUGCCAACCUAAAGCUUACUGCCCUGCGCACGGUAGCCAUUGGUCUCACUUUGACUCUCAGUUUCAGUACCUCUAUGCACAUCAUUCGCAAGCUUACUAAGCCACAGGAAUCUUUAUUUGAGGGGCUGGCAGAAAAGUGAGGUACUCUAAUUUUCUAGCUGUCUCCGUGACAGGCAUUUUCCAUAUCUGAUCAUUCAGUGCUUUUUGACGAGUGAAUAGUGAAUGUCUUCGGUUUCUUUGCGACAGUUAAGCCUGGUUUGCAAAAGACUACUGCAUGCCCGUAUAGUGCUUUUCCUUAUCUGGCUUAAGGUCAUUCCACUGAAAUAGAACCGGCGCUGAGAUUUUUGUCAAACUUUGCCUAUUGACUGUUUAUAUUGU